This is a messenger RNA of Seminavis robusta, 798 nucleotides long. Lineage: Eukaryota; Bacillariophyta; Bacillariophyceae; Naviculales; Naviculaceae. The record is from the annotation of a GenBank genome assembly.
GCGUCAUUUGUGGAGGAACCCAAAGUAGAAGUCACGUUGGUAGAAGAAAAGAAGGAAGAGGAGGAAGACCAACAACCAAUCGAACCAAUCGUAGAAGUGGACGAAGAGGAGCAUAAUGAGAAACAGCGCAUUGACGUGGAUGAGGACGACAAGGAAGAACAGCAAAGGGAAGGCGAGGAGGAAGCGAGACAGCAAACUGACGAUGUUGAAGAUGAGGAGAUACAAAAGGUCGAGGGAGCAGAAGAAGCAAAGCAACAAUCAGAAAUUGAUGACCAAGAAGAGCAGCAGCAAAGAGAUUCAGUCGAAGUGGAACAUACAACUCCAAAGCAGCUGGAAAUGGAAGUUGAGAUGGAAACAGAACCGGUCCAGCCACCAGUGGUCAAACAGAGCGUCUCGGAGCUAUCUGGCGUUGCUGAAGAGGUCCUGGACAGCAAGGACGAAUCCGACAAUAACAAGAUUUUAAAUCUAUUGGAGCAACUCCAGGAUCGAGUUGGUCAGUUAGAAGAGGCUUUGGCCAUGAGUGAACGGCACUUUCAGACGCAGAAAGAAGAGCAUGCUCGCGAGCUAUUCAAAGAAAGAGAACAGGCGGAGGAACGACAGCAAGCACUGCAGCUGCGUUUGUACAUUAGUGAAACCAAGCUCAAGACCUAUGAAGAUGCCCUGGCAGAGCAUAUCAAGGCGGUUGCCAGCAACACGGCUACGGGACCUGUUUCGUCGUCGCCGGAUCGAGCCCCUGGUACAUCGCAUCCCGUGGAAGAGUCGCCUGGCAAACGACCUUGGGAGUCCUCUAAAGAGUAG